Messenger RNA from Oreochromis aureus, 10396 nucleotides. RefSeq names its product ubiquitin specific peptidase 9 (gene usp9). The transcript is spliced from 48 exons. Gene Ontology annotation, biological process: protein deubiquitination; cell migration. Lineage: Eukaryota; Metazoa; Chordata; Actinopteri; Cichliformes; Cichlidae. Gene Ontology annotation, cellular component: nucleus; cytosol. Gene Ontology annotation, molecular function: cysteine-type endopeptidase activity; cysteine-type deubiquitinase activity. The coding region runs from base 634 to 8472 and encodes 2612 amino acids. The record is from RefSeq and is a predicted model, not a curated record.
GAGCUGGAGUCCGUUAUCAGAAUCGAGAAGGGGUUUUAUUCGCUUUCCAUUCAGCGGGUGUUGUGUUAGCUGAGCUGUGCUCGGUUGUGGUGCAAACUAGCUCACAGACAUCGCUGACUGUUGGAGUUCACACAGUCGUCUGGUCUGUUUUAGUGAGCUGCAUUUGUGUCCGACUGCGCUUCCGCCAUGUUGAACUGAAUCAAGUUGUGACUGACUGCUGGGACCGAAGUGACAAGCCCCAGAAAUCGGACUAGAUAGAGUUAGGGGGGCUGUUACCGCGCCGGUGACGCAGGAAAAACACCCAGAAGCAGAGGAAAAAAACGUAGGAAUUAGAUCAUUCUAGUAACAGGUUUGUGUCCUGUGAAACUGUCACUGAUAUAGGCCACGUUUAUGUAAUACACGACGACACCAUCGUUCAAGGCUGGACGUAGCCCGUGAAUAGAGGGGAAGUCAUAUCAAAUUCCUGGUUAUGCAAUGGUCUCAGCAGCACACCCAGAUCUCCAGGUGCUUGUGUCCCUCUCUCGUGUGUUCCGGCUCUCUUCCCUCUGCUCUACAGCUGAGGUGGCUGUGAUUUCCCUCCUGGCCAGCGCUCCCUAAGAGGCCAAGAUUGCCAAGAUCUGCCCCGUGGCGAGCAUGACGGCCACCACGCGUGGCUCUCCGGUGGGGGGCAAUGACAGUCAGGGGCAGGGCCAGGCUCCUGAUGCUCAGAGCCAACCCCCACUGCCACAGAACCAGACGUCAUCUCCUAACUCAUCUAAUGAGAACUCUCCAGUGAGCCCACCAGAUGACCAGGGCCAGGGGGAUGGUCCCCCUCAGCUGGAAGAGGAAGAGCCAGCUUUUCCUCACACUGACCUAGCCAAGCUCGAUGACAUGAUCAACAGGCCUCGUUGGGUUGUUCCAGUUUUGCCAAAAGGAGAGUUAGAAGUCCUCUUGGAAGCUGCUAUAGACCUGAGUAAAAAAGGACUGGAUGUGAAGUGUGAAGCAUGUCAGAGGUUUUUCCGAGAUGGUCUGACCAUUUCCUUCACAAAAAUCCUCACAGACGAGGCAGUCAGUGGUUGGAAGUUUGAAAUUCAUAGGUGUAUCAUAAAUAACACACACCGGUUGGUGGAGCUAUGUGUGGCCAAGCUCUCUCAGGACUGGUUUCCUCUACUGGAGCUGUUGGCCAUGGCCACCAACCCUCACUGCAAGUUCCACAUCUACAAUGGCACACGGCCCUCUGAGACCGUCCCUGCUGGAGCACAGCUGGCUGAUGAUGAACUCUAUGCCCGACCACCAGACCCUCGAUCUCCCAAGGGUUGGUUGGUGGACUUAAUAAACAAAUUUGGCACGUUAAACGGGUUUCAAAUUUUGCACGAUCGCUUCAUGAGCGGCCAAGCACUGAACGUCCAGAUCAUCGCUGCACUUAUCAAGCCUUUUGGCCAGUGUUAUGAGUUCCUCACAUUGCACACAGUAAAGAAGUACUUCCUUCCAGUCAUCGAGAUGGUUCCCCAGUUUCUAGAGAAUCUCACAGAUGAGGAGCUAAAGAAAGAGGCCAAGAAUGAAGCCAAAAAUGAUGCACUGUCCAUGAUAAUCAAGUCUCUGAAGAAUCUGGCUUCUCGUGUACCAGGGCAGGAGGAGACCGUGAAGAAUUUAGAGAUUUUUAGGUUAAAAAUGAUUCUUAGGUUAUUGCAAAUUUCUUCUUUUAAUGGCAAAAUGAAUGCACUAAAUGAAGUUAACAAGGUGAUCUCCAGUGUGUCCUACUACACUCAUCGGCAUAACCCUGAGGAGGAGGAAUGGCUGACUGCAGAGCGUAUGGCGGAAUGGAUCCAACAGAACCACAUCCUGUCCAUUGUGCUGAGGGACAGUUUGCAUCAGCCGCAGUAUGUCGAGAAACUGGAGAAGAUCCUUCGCUUUGUUAUCAAAGAGAAAGCUCUUACCAUGCAGGAUCUGGACAACAUCUGGGCUGCACAGGCUGGUAAACAUGAGGCCAUCGUUAAAAAUGUCCAUGACCUGUUGGCUAAGCUGGCGUGGGACUUCUCGCCUGAGCAGCUGGAUCACCUUUUUGACUGUUUCAAGGCAAGCUGGACCAAUGCCAGCAAGAAGCAGCGUGAAAAACUGCUGGAACUUAUUCGCCGCUUGGCUGAGGAUGAUAAGGAUGGUGUGAUGGCCCACAAGGUCCUUAACUUGCUGUGGAACCUGGCACACAGCGAUGAUGUGCCUGUAGACAUCAUGGACCAGGCUCUCAGUGCUCACAUCAAGAUAUUGGACUAUAGUUGCUCACAGGACAGAGACACCCAGAAGAUUCAAUGGAUAGAUCGCUUCAUAGAGGAGCUACGAACCAAUGACAAAUGGGUGAUCCCUGCCCUUAAGCAAAUCAGAGAAAUCUGUAGCCUCUUUGGAGAAGCUCCUCAAAACCUUAGAAAGAAAAUGCCAAUUUACAUACAAACGAGCUUAGCGGGUCAAACUCAGAGAAGUCCUCAUGUUUUUUACCGCCAUGACCUGAUCAACCAGCUGCAGCAUAACCAUGCUCUGGUGACGCUUGUGGCUGAGAACCUCUCAGCCUACAUGGAGACCAUGAGGCAGUUGUCUAAAGAGGAACAAGCAGAAUUCGACCCACAGACAGUUAGACCAGGAAGCCGCUAUAGCCACGUCCAGGAAGUCCAGGAAAGGCUCAACUUCCUAAGGUUUCUGCUAAAAGAUGGCCAGCUGUGGCUGUGUGCCCCUCAGGCUAAGCAGAUCUGGAAGUGUCUGGCUGAGAACGCAGUGUUUCUCUGUGACCGUGAGGCUUGCUUUAAAUGGUACUCCAAACUGAUGGGUGACGAGCCAGACCUGGACCCAGACAUCAAUAAGGACUUCUUUGAGAACAAUGUUUUGCAGUUGGAUCCCUCUCUGCUGACAGAGAAUGGGAUGAAGUGCUUUGAGAGGUUCUUCAAGGCUGUCAACUGCAGGGAGGGGAAAUUGGUAGCAAAGCGCAGGGCCUACAUGAUGGAUGACCUGGAACUAAUAGGCUUGGACUAUCUCUGGAGGGUGGUGAUUCAAGGAAGUGACGACAUUGCAAACCGAGCCAUAGACCUGCUGAAAGAGAUCUACACCAAUCUGGGACCAAAACUACAAGUAAACCAGGUUGAAAUUCACGAAGACUUCAUCCAGUCAUGUUUUGACCGCCUGAAGGCAUCCUACGACACCCUUUGUGUGUUAGAUGGAGAUAAAGACAGCAUUAACUGUGCCCGUCAGGAGGCCAUCCGCAUGGUACGAGUUCUCACUGUGCUUAAGGAGUACAUCAAUGAGUGUGACAGUGACUACCAUGAGGAGAGGACUAUACUGCCCAUGUCAAGAGCUUUCCGUGGGAAGCAUAUCACAUUGAUUGUACGUUUCCCCAACCAAGGUCGACAGGUGGAUGAUUUGGAUAUCUGGUCACACACAAAUGACACAAUUGGCUCGGUUCGGCGUGGUAUUCUAAACAGGAUAAAAGCUAAUGCUGCCCAUACCAAGAUUGAGCUCUUUAUUGGUGGAGAGGUAGUUGAUCCAGCUGACGACAGGAAGCUGAUUGGACAGCUCAAUUUGAAGGACAAAACGCUUAUCACAGCCAAGCUGACCCAGGUGAGUGCGAAUAUGCCCUCGAGCCCAGACAGCUCAUCUGACUCAUCCACUGGCUCUCCUGGUAACCACGGUAACCACUACAGUGAUGGCCCCAACCCUGAGGUGGAGAGCUGUCUUCCGGGUGUGAUUAUGUCGCUGCAUCUGCGCUACAUUUCCUUCCUGUGGCAAGUGGCCGACCUGGGGUGCAACCUUAACAUGCCCCUGCUGAGAGAUGGAGCUCGAGAUCUCAUGAAACUCAUGCCCCCAGAUAACACUACAGUGGAGAAUCUGAGAGCUGUUUGUCUGGACCAUGCCAAGCUUGGUGAGAACAGCCUGAGUCCUUCUCUGGACUCACGCUUCUUUGGCCCCUCACCCUCACAAGUGCUCUACCUCAUUGAGGUUGUGUAUGCUUUGCUGAUGCCAGCCAGUGCCACUCUGGGCGAGGAUGCCAGCGACUUCCAGUACAAUUUCUUGAAAAGCGGUGGUCUGCCCCUGGUUUUAAGCAUGCUCACCAGAAACAACUUCCUCCCAUCUGCUGACAUGGAGACACGGCGUGGAGCUUACCUCAAUGCGCUCAAGAUCGCCAAGCUCCUCCUGACUGCAGUAGGCUUUGGACACGUGAAGGCCGUUGCUGAGGCCUGCCAGCCUAAUGCUGAGGGAAAUAUUCCUGUCUCUCCGAUAAAUCAGGCUACUCAUGACCAGGCACUGGUCCUCCAGAGUGCCCUGCAAAACAUCCCCAACCCUGCCUCAGAAUGCAUGCUGCGAAAUGUAGCCAUUCGCUUGGCCCAGCAGAUUUCUGAUGAGAAUUUCUUCCAGGCAUCGAAGUACAUCCCGGACAUUUGUGUGAUCCGUGCUAUACAGAAAAUUGUGUGGGCAUCAGGCUGUGGUACAGUGCAGCUUGUUUUCAGUUCCAAUGAGGAAAUCAGCAAAAUCUAUGAGAAGACGAAUGCAGCAAAGGAACCAGAUGGGGAGGAUGAGCAGGUGUGCUGUGAGGCCCUGGAGGUGAUGACACUGUGUUUCGCCCUCAUGCCCACAGCUCUGGACACACUCAGUAAAGAGAAGGCGUGGCAGACCUUCAUCAUAGACUUGCUGCUACACUGCCACAGCAAAUCUGUGCGGCAAAUGGCCCAGGAGCAGUUCUUCCUUAUGGCAACUAGGUGCUGUAUGGGCCAUCGACCCCUUCUCUUUUUUAUCACCCUCCUCUUUACUGUACUAGGGAGUACGGCCAAAGAGCGAGCCAAGCAUGCUGGGGACUACUUCACGUUGCUCAGACAUUUAUUAAACUAUGCCUACAAUAGCAACAUCAACCUGCCAAAUGCUGAGGUGCUACUCAACAAUGAGAUCGACUGGCUGAAACGAAUACGGGACGAAGUGAAGAGGACAGGGGAAACUGGAGUGGAGGAGACGAUCUUGGAGGGCCACCUUGGAGUCACCAAAGAGCUUCUUGCCUUCCAAACCCCAGAGAAGAAGUAUUACAUCGGCUGCGAGAAGGGAGGAGCAAACCUCAUUAAGGAGCUGAUUGAUGACUUCAUCUUCCCAGCAUCUAAUGUUUACCUGCAGUACAUGAAGACUGGCGAGUUCCCCACAGAGCAGGCCAUCCCAGUGUGCAGCACUCCUGCUUCCAUCAAUGCUGGUUUUGAGCUCCUCGUGGCGCUGGCUGUUGGCUGUGUCCGCAACUUGAAACAGAUAGUCGACACUCUGACUGACAUGUACUAUUUAGGUUGUGAGACGCUGACAGAGUGGGAGUACUUGCCUCCAGUGGGGCCACGGCCCAACAAAGGAUUUGUAGGUCUGAAGAACGCUGGGGCCACUUGUUACAUGAACUCUGUCAUUCAGCAGUUAUACAUGAUCCCUCCUAUCCGCAAUGGCAUCCUUGCCAUUGAGGGCACGGGGACCGAUGUGGAUGAUGACAUGUCGGGGGAUGAGAAGCAGGAAAAUGAGAGCAAUGUAGAUCCUCGUGAUGAGGUGUUCAGCUACCAUCACCAGUUUGAUGACAAACCUUCCAGUAAAUCAGAAGACAGGAAAGAGUACAACAUCGGGGUCCUGCGUCACCUGCAGGUCAUCUUUGGCCACCUGGCUGCAUCCAGACUGCAGUACUACGUCCCCAGGGGAUUCUGGAAACAGUUCAGGUUAUGGGGCGAGCCAGUUAACUUGAGGGAACAGCAUGAUGCACUGGAGUUUUUCAACUCUUUGGUGGACAGUUUAGACGAGGCUUUAAAAGCACUGGGCCACCCUGCCAUGCUCAGUAAGGUGCUGGGAGGAUCUUUUGCUGACCAGAAAAUCUGUCAAGGUUGCCCACACAGAUAUGAGUGUGAAGAGUCGUUCACAACACUCAAUGUAGACAUCAGAAACCAUCAGAACCUGUUGGACUCAAUGGAGCAGUAUGUAAAAGGAGAUCUGUUAGAAGGAGCAAACGCCUACCACUGUGAGAAGUGUAACAAAAAGGUGGACACAGUGAAACGUCUCCUGAUCAAGAAGCUGCCUCCUGUCCUCGCUAUUCAGCUGAAGCGCUUCGACUACGACUGGGAGAGGGAGUGUGCCAUCAAGUUUAAUGACUAUUUUGAGUUCCCUAGGGAGCUUGACAUGGAGCCCUACACGGUAGCAGGUGUGGCCAAGCUAGAAGGCGACGAUGUAAAUCCGGAAAACCAGGUUAUCCAACAGAAUGAGCCCUCUGAACCGACGCCACCAGGCAGCUCCAAGUAUCGCCUGGUGGGAGUGCUGGUCCACUCAGGCCAGGCCAGUGGCGGACACUACUAUUCGUACAUAAUCCAGAGGAAUGGGGGUGAUGGUGAGAAGAACCGCUGGUAUAAAUUUGAUGAUGGUGAUGUGACUGAGUGCAAGAUGGACGAUGAGGAGGAAAUGAAGAACCAGUGCUUUGGAGGGGAAUACAUGGGCGAGGUUUUUGAUCAUAUGAUGAAGAGGAUGUCGUACAGGAGGCAGAAACGCUGGUGGAAUGCCUACAUCCUGUUCUACGAACGUAUGGACUCAAUGGACAAGGACAGCGAGCUUGUCAAAUACAUCUCGGACUUGAAUAUCUCCUCCACUAAGCCGCAUCAGGUCAAGAUGCCUGGUGUUAUCGAGUGCAGCGUCCGCAAACAGAACGUCCAAUUCAUGCACAACCGAAUGCAAUACAGCCUGGAAUAUUUCCAGUUCAUUAAGAAACUUCUGACCUGUAACAGUGUCUAUUUAAACCCUCCUCCAGGACAAGACCACCUUUUGCCAGAGGCAGAGGAGAUUGCUAUGAUAAGUGCUCAGCUGGCUGCUAGGUUUCUCUUCAGCACAGGUUUUCACACCAAGAAAGUAGUACGGGGUCCUGCCAGUGACUGGUAUGAUGCCCUUUGCAUCCUGCUGAGACACAGUAAGAAUGUACGCUACUGGUUUGCACACAACGUUCUGUUUGCUUAUCCUAACCGGUUCUCUGAGUACCUGCUCGAGUGCCCGAGCGCUGAGGUCCGUGGGGCAUUUGCCAAGCUCAUUGUCUUCAUCGCUCACUUCUCCCUGCAAGACGGCCCCUGCCCCUCCCCCACCGCCUCGCCUGGACCCUCAGCUCAGGGCUGUGAUAACCUCAGUCUAAGUGACCACUUAUUGAGAGCUGUCCUCAACCUGCUGAGACGAGAAGUUUCUGAGCAUGGCCGUCAUCUGCAGCAGUACUUCAACCUCUUUGUCAUGUACGCCAAUCUGGGCCUGGCUGAAAAGACCCAACUGCUGAAGCUGAAUGUUCCUGCCACAUUCAUGUUGGUCGCUCUGGACGAGGGGCCUGGCCCUCCAAUUAAGUAUCAGUAUGCUGAGCUGGGCAAGCUCUACACUGUCGUCUCUCAGCUGGUUCGCUGUUGUGACGUCUCUUCACGCAUGCAGUCCUCCAUCAAUGGUAAUCCCCCUCUUCCUAACCCAUAUGGGGACACCAACCUGACAGCUCCGGUGAUGCCUGUGCAGCAGCUGGUGGCAGAGAUCCUGUUUGUGAGGACGAGCUACGUGAAGAAGAUCAUUGAGGACUGCAGCAACUCUGAAGAGACAGUGAAGCUGCUUCGCUUCAGCUGUUGGGAGAACCCUCAGUUCUCCUCCACUGUGCUCAGUGAGCUGCUCUGGCAGGUGGCGUACUCGUACACCUAUGAGCUGAGGCCUUACCUGGACUUGCUGCUACAAAUCCUGCUCAUCGAGGACUCCUGGCAAACACACAGGAUUCACAAUGCGCUGAAGGGCAUUCCCGAUGACAGAGAUGGGCUUUUUGACACCAUCCAGCGCUCCAAGAACCACUAUCAGAAACGAGCUUAUCAGUGCAUUAAGUGCAUGGUGGCCCUUUUCAGCAACUGCUCUGUGGCUUACCAGAUCUUACAGAGUAACGGUGACCUGAAGCGAAAGUGGACGUGGGCAGUGGAGUGGCUGGGCGAUGAGCUGGAAAGGAGGCCAUACACAGGAAAUCCACAGUACACCUACAACAACUGGUCCCCUCCUGUUCAGAGCAACGAGACCUCCAACGGAUAUUUCCUGGAGCGCUCUCACAGUGCACGUAUGACACUGGCCAAGGCCUGUGAGCUCUGUCCCGAGGAGCUCAAGUGUACUCAGGGAAGCCCAGGGAAGGAGCCAGAUGAACAGGAAGCACCUGAUGAUCAGGACUCCUCCCCACCUGAGGAUACGUCUCUGUACCCACAUUCUCCUGGAACAACCCAGUUUCAGCAGAACAACCACCCUCACGGGCAGCCGUACACCGGGCCUGCUGCUCAGCACAUGAACAACCCCCAGCGCCCCGGUCCGGCCUCUGCUCCGACUCCAGGCCCGACCCAGACUUCCGCCCCCGCCCCUGCCCCCGGUACCACUCCUGGAACAGGCCCGCGAGCACAAGAGAACUGGGAGGGCACAGAGGAGGUCGCCCCCGCCCCCACCUCCACCCCAGCGCCCGCCCCGCCUAAGGAGUAACCUCCCCCUCCCUUCCUCUGCUGUGCCUCGAGCCUCCAUCGUCCCGCUCUCUCCUCUCGCCGGGUCCCACCUUUCUCUUUCUCUCUCUGGCCCCAGGGCAGGGUAGAGCCAGGCCACUUCUCUCUCCUCUGUCCCCACUCCCCCCGACAGCCUGCGGGAGGCGCUCUCCCCUGACCUGAGGCCGCCUGACCGUGCGACAGGGGCCCAUUGGCGGCUGCAGAGGCGAGGGAGUGGACAAGAGUUCUAAUAACGAAAAAAACAAAUUUACCCGGAGCUGACGAUGCUGAUGCGCUUGUCUACACGACGAAAAGGUGUACAUAGUAUGUUAAUGUUUUUGACUGUUCAGAUCCCCCAGUAGCAUAACUCUGUGUGGUUUGCUGUUGGGAGAUGUUGCAGAUGUUAUGAAAAACAAAAUGGAUAUUAUAAAUAAUAAAAAUUCCCCCCCAGAAAAAAAAAAACUGUAAGAAGACAACAACUCCUCUUUGUUUUAUCACCCAUGCUCAGCAGUAAAACUUUGUUCUGCCAUCGGACGGUUUCUGGUCAUUCACCUGUAGAAGGACGCAUUGUUAUCAUCAUAAUUAUAUUCUUCUUCUUAAGCUCCUUGGCAACCUUACGACCCACGCCAAAUCAACCCGCGAGCUGUGGUUGGGUUUUACUGCGAGACGUGGAAUGGUUGGGUGGACUUUAAUGGUGUUUGGUUGAUGUGAAAAAGCAUUGAUGCAACAUUGUUCUGAAACUCAUUGCCUUUCUCUCACUUUUGUUUUUGUCUUUUUUUUUCUUUUUCUUUCUUUUUUUUUUUGUUCUGGUAAUUAAUUCAAUCCUUUCUGAAGCUCUAGUUAAUAUGCUGUAACAUUUAGCAUGGCUUCUCACCAGAAUAGUGUAGCCUAAGGGAAGACUUGUGAUCAUAACAACCUAAAAGCUGUUCUUAAUCCACAUCUCCAGAGGGGUGUUGUUACCCUUUAGGUUGUCUUUUUUUUCUACUCAUCUACCCUGUCUAACAAGAGGGCGAAACUUUUUUUUUUUUUUGGAACCAAUGUAUGAUUAAGUGGCUUUUCAAUUGCACAUUAUAAUCCUCCAACUUCACAUUUGGCAGUCAGUUUCGGUGGGUUAGACAACUUUAGCUUUCAUCUAUAGGAAAAUGAACACAUAUGCAACAGAACUGCUGCACUGGGCUUUCUGGUGUAUAAUAGACUGUGUGGUUUGCUUCUGUCUCUUCAAUAGAGCCUAGUCGUAGACAGACUUUGUUGCCCAUCGGCCUCCUUUCUGCCGUGGAGCUGGUCAGGUUUGGCGUCUGGCUGCGGUUUGGGAUAAUGUGACUGAUCCUGAGCAGCAGCGAGCACCCACCCCACCCCACCUAACCCCACCCACCCCCACCUUUGCUCCACAGAGAGUAGGUCCCACAGCAGGGUUUUACCGUAAGAAUAGCGGCUGGUUAGUCAUGUUGCAACUUGAGCUAACUUGUGAUUAUGUAGGAGUAAAGGUAAACAUCAGUAAAUACUGUAUUUAAUUGGUAACUUGAAUGCGUGUAAUUUUCUUUUUUUUUAUUCAUUUUUUUCUUUUCUUUUUUUUUGUCAAAAACAUACCAAAUACUCCUGCAAAUGAAAAUAUUCUGCCCACCGUAUUAUAUUUAAAUAUUUUGCUCUUAUUUUAUAGAAUUUAUUUUGUUGUAUUUCACUAAAAAAAAAAUAGAAUUUGAUUUAAGAGGAACAUUUUUGUCCUUGUGUUAUUUUUAAAGAAGAUAUUUGACUGUACAGAGUUCUGCGCCCUGUUUUUUGCCGACUUUUGUUUUGGCCAUGGUGUGACGUUGAAUUCUGGAGCUACAGUCGCGAUGUGGACUUUCACUUUGUGAGGUUUUUUGUGCACAGAAAUAUAACAAAAAAAAAAAAGCAUUGCGCCCUUAGCAAAUAAAGAACAUGGAAUCUUG